Molecule: messenger RNA, 750 nt
Organism: Schistosoma curassoni
Lineage: Eukaryota; Metazoa; Platyhelminthes; Trematoda; Strigeidida; Schistosomatidae
Source: the annotation of a GenBank genome assembly
AUGGGCUUGAUUUCUUCUCGGAGUCAGCAAGUGGGUCAAGAAAAGGAGAUGCCAAGUGAAUGUCCUGUUGGGAAAAGUGAUGGAUGUCCAAUGAAUCAUGGGUACAAGAACCUCAGUCCAGACAAUCUUAUGCCACCCCCUAACCAACUCCCAAGUCCUGGACAACCUUUCCCACUGUCCACUGAACGCGAAUUGUCUUCCAUUCCAAAAGCAGAUCGAUCUGAUGGUGAAAAAUGGAUAUAUCCUUCACCUCAAAUGUUUUGGAACGCUAUGCUUCGUAAAGGUUGGCGUUGGCGGGAUGAUGAUAUCAGACCUGAAGAUAUGAACAACAUCAUACGAAUACAUAAUAUAAAUAAUGAAUUAGCUUGGCGUGAGGUUUUAAAAUGGGAAGCUCUACAUGCUAAUGAAUGUAUGACACCGAAAUUGCGUCGUUUUUCUGGAGAUGCAAAAAACUAUUCUCCAAGAGCACGUAUUCGUCGGGCCAUGAGUUAUGAGUUGCCUUUCGAUCGUCAUGAUUGGGUGAUCGAUCGAUGCGGUAAAGAAGUACGUUAUGUAAUUGAUUAUUAUGAUGGAGGUUCUGUGAAUGAAGCAUAUCAGUUCGCUAUUCUGGAUGUACGACCUGCAUUAGAUUCAUUCGGCGCAUUUUGGGAUCGUGUUCUAGUUGCAUGGAUGCGUUUCAAGACUCCUGAUCCGCCGAAAAAACUCCAUUUAAAUGAUCCAACAUUUCCGAAAAAGAAUGAAGUGUCUUGA